AUGGCUCCAGAACGAUCUCGGGAGAGACGCUCACGCCGCUCUGCGCCCUACCAUCGACGCCGUUCAUCCUAUGAGCAAGAUCAACAUGGCGACCGAAACGACCGCCCCAUAACGGGAGGUUUUCUUCUUCGAUCUCAAUCAACCCCUUCCGCCCAGUGUGACCCUUCCGCGAACUCUUUCUUCGCUGGACGAGCUGGAGCGGCCACACCCCACGAUGAGAACCUUGGCGACACUGGCGAAAACCGCCAGCAAUCAACCCAGAUCCAGCGAUUCCCGGUCUCGGAUGUACCCGACUUAGUCGUCGUUGAGAGGGCUACAGUCCUUUAUUCACCCGCCCCCUUCUCCACUGAACCCAGGCUGUCAGUCCUGGAUAUCAGCUUCGGGAAGACUGUCAAAACCAACUUCUGCGCCCGUAUCGAGGGACCCCACGGUAUCUGGGUGGGCAAGUUCACUCACCCGGAGCUUGGCGGUCAGCUUGCAGAGCUUGUUAAGCGGGCUGGUAAUGCAGAGGUUUACUGUGCGCAGGGAUACCUUGAUGGUAGCAGCGGCGUCAUGACAAUGGACCCAAUUGGGGGGAGAUUCACCUUCAGCCCUGGACAAACGGUUGCUACCAUUAUGUGGCCCGAUUUGCCAGGCAAUCCUGAGGCUGAUAUCGACUUGAAGGAACUGGUGGAGCUGGUCGGUGGUUGCUGGAAUGUUGAGAGUGGCAGGCAACCGAGAUGGGAUGGGACUUGGCCAGGGACAUGA
This is a messenger RNA of Fusarium falciforme, 747 nucleotides long. RefSeq lists its product as hypothetical. Lineage: Eukaryota; Fungi; Ascomycota; Sordariomycetes; Hypocreales; Nectriaceae. The coding region runs from base 1 to 747 and encodes 248 amino acids. The record is from RefSeq and is a predicted model, not a curated record. The transcript has a single exon.